AUGAUAUGCAAAUCAAACUGCAUUCACUAUGUCCAGAGGCACAGCACUGGGUCAGAAGCUGUAUCAAGUUGCUGGCAAAGAAUUUCUAUCAAGGGAUCAGGACCUUCCAACAGAACAAUCAUGGUUCAAUCUAAUUUAAUUCAGCAGAAUCUGUCAAACGACUACAGUGUGCUGGGGGCCACGGCAUGGAAUGCAUCUUGCAAAAAUUGGCUGGCAGCAGAGGCUGCCCUGGAAAAACACUACCUUUCCAUUUUUUAUGGAAUUGAGUUCGUUUUGGGAGUCCUUGGGAACAGCAUUGUUGUUUUUGGCUACCUCUGCUGUCUGAAGAACUGGAAUAGCACUAACAUCUAUCUCUUUAACCUCUCUAUCUCCGACAUAACUUUUUUGUGCACGCUUCCCAUGCUGAUGAAGAGUUAUGCCCACGAAGAAUGGACCUAUGGAGACAUCCUCUGCAUCAGCAACCGGUACGUGCUUCAUGCCAACCUCUACACCAGCAUCCUCUUCCUCACUUUCGUCAGCAUUGAUCGCUACCUGCUUAUGAAGCAUCCUUUCCGAGAACACCUUCUGCAAAAGAAAGAGUUCGCUGUUUUAAUCUCUUUGACCAUUUGGCUGUUAGUGACCUUGGAGCUUGUGCCCAUGCUUCUUUUCAUAAACCCUGGGACGGGUGACAGUGGCAUCAAAUGUAACGAUUAUGCAAGUUCUGGGAACGCCAACCACAGCCUCAUUUACAGCAUAUGCCUAACCUUCUCGGGGUUCGUCAUCCCUCUUUUUGUGAUGUGCUUCUUUUAUUUCAAGAUCGUUGUCUUCCUAAAGCAGAGAAUCAAGCAGCAGGUUACCACUUUCCCCUGUGAAAGGCCUCUCAACUUAGUCAUCUGGGCCGUGGUGAUCUUCUCUGUGCUCUUCACUCCCUACCACGUCAUGCGGAACGUGAGGAUCGCCUCCCGCCUGUGGGAGCAGGCCCGGUGCGCUCAGGUCAUCAUCAAAUGCCUCUACAUCGUGACGCGACCUCUGGCCUUUCUGAACAGUGUCAUCAACCCCGUCUUCUAUUUCCUUGUGGGCGAUCACUUCAGGGAGAUGUUGACGAAUAAACUGAGGCACCACUUUAAAUCCCUUCCAUGCUUUAGAAGAUGAGCUGAUGGACUGAUGUUUUCAUUCCCAAACGAGUGAGGUGUCCGUGGAACAGAACAUUUUAUACAAGCAGUUGAAGGCCAGUUAGAGUUUGAGUAACACAUAGACGUAAAUCACCCCUGCCGUAAAGACAGGGUGUACCCAGAGCACAUAAACAGAAGAGGAUAAGAAGAAUUUAUUUGUUUGUUCACCUACAAAUCGAAAGAAGCUGGACCAGCACGAGACUUUGGGCAUGUAAAUCCAAAAUCCUAGAUGUUCUAAUACCUCAAUCUCUGCAAGAAGAAUGAAAGAUAGGUAAGGCAGCAAGCUGUCUGCAUUUAAUCACUG
Molecule: messenger RNA, 1455 nt
Organism: Molossus molossus (Pallas's mastiff bat)
Lineage: Eukaryota; Metazoa; Chordata; Mammalia; Chiroptera; Molossidae
Gene: SUCNR1
Product: succinate receptor 1
Exons: 3
Coding region: 1-1131 (376 amino acids)
Biological process (GO): G protein-coupled receptor signaling pathway
Cellular component (GO): plasma membrane
Molecular function (GO): G protein-coupled receptor activity
Source: RefSeq, a predicted model, not a curated record